CAAAACUCAUAUAAUAAUGAACACCAAAAGUAUAUUAAAGUGUAAUACUACUUGUGUUACAAAUGUUCAAGCAAUUCAUACAUCCUCUCCUAUUAUACUGUUUGAAAAGAAAGAUACAGAAUUUUCAAGAGAAAGUAAGUCUACAGACAAUCAUUCCUUAUUCUCUUCCUCUUUAACAAGUGAUAAGAUUCAAAUAGAAUUUCAACAGCAACUUGUAGAGAAAGAUAGACUUGAAAAAAGGCUUGCUGAGGUGAAUGAACAAAUAAAGGAACUUUUAAAUUAUAAAAAAGAAGACUCACUAUGCAAUGAUAAUCAAAUGCUCAUUUUCCCUACAAAUCAAAUUAUCAAGUUAAAGAAUGAAUUUGAGAGAAGAGAAGAUGAAUUUAAAAAGAAAACUAAAUUACAUGAACAAUUAAAGAAAGAGAAAGAGAAAGCAAUUAAGAGCUAUCAAGCCAAACAUCAAAAAUUAUUAACAAAUCAUACUUGUCAAAUAGACCAAUUAAAUGCAUCUCAUACAAACUAUAUCCAUAAAUUACAUCGAGAACAUGAAGAAGAGUUGGUUAAAUUGAAACAGUUUAAUAAAAAUGAAGAAGGAGGAAAUGAGAAAACCAAGUUGAUAGUACUAAAUAAUGCACUAGAGCAAUUGUUAAAAGAAUUGGAUGAAGAAAAUCAUGAUUCAUCGUCAAUAAAACCAUCGUUAUUAAAAGAAGGAAAUUCAUUUCUUUAUCAAGCUUUAUCACAAAGGAAUAUGAAUAGCACUAGCCAUAGUCGUAAAACGCAUAAGCAGCCUAUUAAUCAACAUACUUACAGUCAACGCUAUAUGCCUUUUGAUGCUAUUUCUUGGCUUAUUCCACAACAAAUAUCAAAUUCUAUUGGAAAAUCCUUUCUUUGAAGAAGUUCUCUAUAAUAAGAAACAAAAUACUACAAUGUAGUGUAAUAAACUGAAUCAUUUUACUAACAAAAUGUCAAAAAGAGUCAUUUGGGAC
Cokeromyces recurvatus is the source of this 986-nucleotide messenger RNA. RefSeq lists its product as uncharacterized. The record is from RefSeq and is a predicted model, not a curated record. The coding region runs from base 17 to 892 and encodes 291 amino acids. Lineage: Eukaryota; Fungi; Mucoromycota; Mucoromycetes; Mucorales; Mucoraceae. The transcript has 4 exons.